Molecule: messenger RNA, 1929 nt
Organism: Annulohypoxylon maeteangense
Lineage: Eukaryota; Fungi; Ascomycota; Sordariomycetes; Xylariales; Hypoxylaceae
Exons: 2
Coding region: 694-1929 (411 amino acids)
Source: RefSeq, a predicted model, not a curated record
GAUCAGGCCGGCUGAAGUUGUGAAGAUGAAGUUGUUGAUGCUGGAUGGUGAGAUCGAGUUUUCAAGAUUGAGUUGAGAACUGACUUAUAUAUCUCUAAGACCUAGCACAGACCGUGGCAAACAACUGUAUUUCUCCAGACUUUACCGGGGCUCGUCGUCCUUCCGCACGAAACGCCAACUACUAUGUCGUGUUCACUGCGACGCAAAUCCCAAUCCUUUACACUUCGAUGUAACAUCCUCGUCCGAUAUGGCACGAUGGAAGUCGUCCAAUUAUUCCUUGUGAGAGUUACAGUGAAGACUCGCCGUAAUCUUAUUGCUUGUCGUCCGCGGGGGGGUGGAUUGGGUGUGGUGGACCCUGGAUCAAAGCGUAGAGCCUCAAACAUGAAAGGGUCUCGCUUCACCCCUGUCUGACCUGAUAGCGUCUAGAUCUGAUCUGAGAAUGGCAUGACACCUCGGGGAAUAGGGAGUCUUAACUGCAAUGGGAGCGUCGUCCACUGCAAGGGCUUUGAAAUCAACAAAGUUUUAGAGCUCUCGUGGCAACUUGCCUGAAUCUGUCUUGUUUUGAGAAACAUUUCGCCUAUCUCGAGCCGGACCUCGACUUCUCUUCGAAACAUCAACCUUAAUGCUAUUUUUUCUUCUUCCUACGUGUAACUUUUACCGACAUCGUUUAUUAGAAUUUUAGCAAGGGGACUAAUGUCGUCCAACAUCCGCGCGGAACAAUUUUUCAAAGUUCCAGUCCAAGAAGGGAAGACUCUUCAAGAAACACUCGAAGAAGUCGCUAUGGCGUUGCCUAUGAUCCUAGCUAUCACAAUCUGCCCUGCGUUACUGGGGACGCAAGAGGCCAUUCGUCAAAGUCAAUCCAAGAAUAAACGCGAAGAACACCGAUCUCGCCGUUGUAACCUUAUCGUAUCGUGUGUCAGGCCGUCGAUCCGAAGCCGUGACAUAGAUGGCAAGAUAGUUGUUCUUAAAGACAACAAGGUUUACAUCACCACUGAGGCUUCAUCAGCUGAGGAAGUUCAAUCAAGCCCGAUAGAUUAUGGACAUCCAUUUGCGGGAUACUACUUGCCAUAUCCUGACAAGCCAUAUGAGGGCCUCGUCAGCACUAUCAGCGACGACCCUCCUAUGCUAAACUGGAUAUAUGUGGACAAGGACACGUACGAAGUCAAGUAUGGCGUCCGUGCCGACGCACAACCCCAUAUUACUGGACCCUUCGAUUGCACCCGGCAGGACCGGCGUCUGAUCUUAGAGAGCUGGGAAGGGUUCGUCGCAGUAGAAGAGUUCCCAGGAAUCUGGGCUCUUUACUUUGACCGAGACGACGAUGGUCUAGUUACCAAAGUUCCGAUGGGAACAAGGGUGCUCGAGGUUGAGCUGACCCGACGGGAGAAGAAGGAGCGCAAGCCCCAAGUUGACCCGACCGCAGCGCAGACUCUAGAUGAGAAGAUGAAGCAACACAAGGAACAGACUCAGAGAGAAGAAGAGGAACGGCAGGAGACUAUCCGCAGGGAAGCUGAGGAGAUGGAAGCCGCGGAACGGCAACGGCAGCAACAACUAGAACAACAGAAGCAGCAAGAGGAGGAGCAAGAGCAAAAACGACGCGACAGCGAGGCUAUAGAUGAUCAGAGCGGAAACACAGUGCGGGGAAGUCUCGACCUAAGCAAUCUGCACCUCGACCCUGGAUCUACUGAGCAUCCGACAGGUAUCCCUCAUUCACCUAGUGUAGCAACUGACAACAUCUCAUUCUGGUCUUCAGCGAGGAAAGCAGAUAACCUUAGUGACACCGCAUCUGUCACUGCAGCUAGUUCAGUCGUCGACAGGCUUGACACAUUGGACGAACUUUCCGACGAGUCGGGACAACCAGGGUACAAGAAGCCAUACGUUGAGGAUGAACCUCACACCGAAAAGGCGAAAGACGAUGUAGAUACAAAGUAA